AUGUCCGCAUUGGCUGACAACAACCUCAAAGGCUCACGGCAUCGUAAGCGACGGCGACUAAGCAGCAACCUCGCUCAUGUUGACGAAGAGCAACAUGUUGAGGCGGAAGACGAUGCCCCCUCCGUGGGGCCGGAAGUCUGCUCAAGAUCACUUCCCCCUGUUGAACCACAACUCCUUGAGUUCCUCUCCUCGGGGCUUACAGACCACGAUGAUCUGACUAGUCUUCACUCAGACUCAUCAUACAUAUCUGAUACGCGCUUCGUGCGCGCCAUCAGCUUAUCAGCCCUCGUCCAUCCAUCUCAUGAUGUGAACUUGACGCCUCCAUCGAGCGUCCCCUCACCAAAUCGUCGCGGCUUCUUCUUGCAACUUGCCGGGGCUCAAAACACCUUGCAGCAAGUAUGCGAGUCACUAGACUUAUCCAUCGCAUCACUGCAAACACUGACCGACGUCUAUUUCGACAACAUGACUGCAUUCUCUCUCUUCCAUCAACCCUCAUUCGGAGAAAAGGUCCAGGGAAUCAAAAAUGCCCUUCACCUCAAGGCGCUAUUGGCCUCAAUGUUCUCUUUUUCAGCUCGUUUCGCCACAGCUCCCGACGCCGAGUCUCCGCCAUCGUCCGAAGCCUACAGCGGCCCGAGUCACGAGCAACUACACAAAUCAGCCAUGGGUUUCGUCAACGAGGCAAUCGAAGAAUACGACGACAAGCCUCCACCGUUAUGCAUCCUCCAAGCUCUCAUAUUAUGCACCUUUUACGAGCUGACGAGAGGCGUCCGCGGUCGCGCAUGGCGCAUGCUGGGCAAUUGCGUCAGAAUCGCCUACGAGCAGCGACUUCAUCUCGUCGACAGUAUCACGCAGGCCAGACCUCAGUCAGGAACGUCUGGCGUGGCUCAAUGGUCAGCGAUGGAAGAGAGGCGCCGUAGCUGGUGGGCAAUCUGGCAGAUGGACAUCUUCGCCUCGACGGUGCACAGGUUGCCUACCGCUAUUGACCACAGCGUAGGCAUGAACGAAAAUCACCUCCCGGUGCCCGACAUAAUGUGGUUUCAAAACAUGUACCAACCGAGCUGCCCUCUUGACCUCGCUCCAAUGGAGCGGGCGAAAAAGUUGAGCAAGUCUGGGAAUACUAGCGAUGUCGCGUGGUUCAUCGUUCUCAAUUCCAUCAUGCGCAACGCUCAGGUUCUAGCCCGCGGCAAUCUUCACAGCGUUCUUUCGGACCUCAGUCCCGCACCGGGAGCCGACUCUCGCCCCCUUAAACAAUAUCUCCACGGAUCGUUCCGUAAAAGGCAGUCGGCCGAAGAUGCACAACAGCUACCCGUUCUCAUUGGGGCUCUCAAGCAGACUGUCGCCUUACUACCGAGAUCACUCACUUACCAAGGAGCUCGAUUAGACUUCAAGUCCACGGGCUUCUCAUCUACGAGCGACUGCCCUCAGCUACCAUCGGAGAGGCAGUCAAAUGCUUCACAGCAUGCAAUUUACCUCAUGAUCCAGCUAGCACGUUUCAUGAUCUAUCAUCAUUUCGCAUUCAACGAAAUCUUACUAGGCACAAUUUUCUCAGAAGCAGACAGUCCCCCUUCAUUCGGAUGGACUUCCUCAUCCAAGGAUGAGAAGGAGAGGCUAUCCAACUCAGAAGGCCUUCGGAACUGCCUUGAGGCAUCAGACGACAUCCACUCCCUCGUCAGCCGCUCCUCAGAAACACACAUACAAUGGACAAACCCAUUCUUGGCGAGCACAGUAUGGCUCGCCGCCUCACUGCAAGUCCUCCGCAAAGUGUUUGCACCGUCAACAUGUAACGAAGCGUCAGAGAUGAAAAUCAAAGAGCUCCGUGCAGUAUGUCAGAGAUACACCGACUUUUGGGGAACGCCCGAAAGUCUCUUGCAAAACCUGGAUUCUUUGGAAGAACGACUGGCACAGAAAAAGGCAGAGAUCGCGGCGAUUGAGGCAACUCACAUGCUAGGGUGCGCCUCAUAUCAACACGCCGGGCAGCAUACUUCCGCAUUCGACGGAACAAGUGCGUUACAAAACUUUGGCCUCAUGAUGGGCCCAGGGCUGGACCAGGACUCUUUAUUUACGUCCGUCGUGCCUGGGUAUCAAGCCUCGAUGGGACAAGACGUGCCCACACCAAUCUCGCCGCGAAACACUUCAACUGCUCAGGGUAACUGGUUCGACGGGCAGCACGAUGGCGCGGAAGGACCCCAUAGCCUCACUGCCGAUUGCUCUGCUGGUGGGUUAGGGAUGUCGGGUCUCAAUGCUUCGGAUGAGUUUGCCGGAUUUCCAGAGGGCGAUCCGGAACUGAGCUUUUUCAUGUCUACCUUACUGUAA
Molecule: messenger RNA, 2313 nt
Organism: Colletotrichum godetiae
Lineage: Eukaryota; Fungi; Ascomycota; Sordariomycetes; Glomerellales; Glomerellaceae
Product: fungal-specific transcription factor domain-containing protein
Exons: 2
Coding region: 1-2313 (770 amino acids)
Biological process (GO): DNA-templated transcription
Cellular component (GO): nucleus
Molecular function (GO): DNA binding; zinc ion binding
Source: RefSeq, a predicted model, not a curated record